GCGCAUGCGUUAAGGCGACGGAAAUGAAAACCACUUAGGACUUCCGCAGAGAAGGGGGAGGAACAGACGACGCAUCUCGGCUCGAACAUAAUGGCAACUAAAAUUCAAGUGUGUGACAUUGACCCAAGUCUAGAAGAAGUCAUGAAGAAAUUCAAGUUUCGAAAAGAGAAAAAUGUUGCAGCUCUUGUGUUGAAAAUCAAUAAGGAUAAACAGACAGUUGUUCUUGAUGAAGAGUAUGAGGAUGUAAGCAUUGAUGACCUUCAGAAUGAACUUCCAGCCUCGCAGCCACGAUACAUUCUGCUCAGCUAUGUUUUCAAACGAGAUGAUGGGCGAGAAUCCUACCCAUUAUGUUUCAUAUUUGUGAGCCCUCAGGGAUGCCAGCCAGAUCUGACCAUGAUGUAUGCAGGCACAAUGAAAGCAGUAGUUGACAAAGCACAAGUCACAAAAGUAUUUGAGGUCAGGUCUGUGGAAGAGUUAACAGAGGAUUUCAUAAAAGAACAGCUUUCCUUUUUCAGAUAGUCUUUUUAUAUUAAAUUCUUCUUUACCAUUUUCAAAUAUACAGCUUAGCAUCAGUUGUUAGUAUUAUCUUCACAUCUUGAAAAGUUAUAACAUUUAGAGAUGGCAUAUCAUCCAGAGAACAGCAUGAAGGUCUUCACAAACUUUGUGGAAACUGAAUUUUUUUGUUUUAGUGAUGAUGAAAUGACAGUGGAGUUAAGGAGCAACAUGUUACAUGUACAGCUUGUCGAAUGAUUUAUCAUUUUUUUCUUUAAGUAACUUUAUAUUGUAAUUUGUCGUUGGCAGUAAAAUAGUCAGGUUAAAGAUGAAUGUACUUUUUCAGUCUGACUUAUGGAAUUCUCCAUUUUAACAGAUUUUAAACUUUCUGUGCUGUAUCUUCAGCACACACAAACUUUCUGGUAAAGGACUUUGACUUGUUCUAUAUAAGGUCUAGAAAUUUUACUGUUUAACAAGUGGUUUAAGUAACUGCUAUUAAAAGUAUAUUUUUUUCCUUUGCAAAGGAUCUAUAAAUAUUACUUUUUUCAUUUGUUCUUAAUUGUUAGGAAAUUGAAGGGCUAAGUAUCCUCGUAAAGAUUAAGCUGCAUACUUGAAAUGUUCUUGCAAAUCUCAGUUGGAUAUUUACAGAAACAUGUUUUGAUGGGUGCAAAUUUUUAAUACACUUUUUAUAUUGUUAGAAUAUAUGCAGAUGUGUGUGUGAGAGAGAGAGGGGUAGACUUAAUUGGCCACACAGGUGGUGGUUUGUAUUUUACUUAUGCCUUCAUCAUGUUUAUGGAAACUGCAACAUACUGAAGACCUAGUGAUUUUGCAUUUAAAAACCUAACACCUUGAUACCUACUACUACACUAGGAAUGUGAAAUGUUUCUACCAAAAGAAAAGAAAGUUCUUCUGUUCUUCACUUGAGGUAAUUGCUCACAAAGUAUGCACAGUUUGUAAAUUUGUGAAAGGUCAUUUUGAUCAAACAUUCCUUCUAUAGGCAUGGUCAUGCCCAAAUACUUUUUGUGAAACUUAAGUCUCUGAUUUACAUGUGUGGGAUCAGUUAAGAAAUGUUUUCUGUUGCUUUUUCAUUUGAGGUUGCUUAACAUGAAAACAAAGUAGAGCUUACUUAUAAAAGUGUAUAUCGAUAGUGAAUAUGCUCAUUGUUCUGAUUUGAAGAGGCCUUAUCUCGAUUACUUCUUCUUCUCCAGUGAGAGUCAAUGGAAAUAGGUGAAGGAAAUAAGUUUUUGUGUAAAAUGCUUACAAAUAAUCUUCAGCAUAAAAUGAUGCAUUUAGACCUAGUGUUCUGAUUUAAAGAGGCCUUAUCAGGUUUACUUUUUCUCACCCAGUGAGAGUCAGUGGAAAUGGACAAAAAAAGUCCUGCAUUUUUUUGUAAAAGUGCAUGGAAAUGUUCUUCAGCAUAAAAUGAUGCAUUUAUACCUGAUUAUAAGGUCAAAGAGAGGUGGGUACCAGUUGGGGUAGAGAGUAAACAUUUUACUCAAAACAAGUACAUGUAUCAUCAGAGGUCUGAUUGAACUUUCAUCAGUUUCAGUUGUGUCUGCAGAAAAUAUCUCAGCCAAAUCUGUCAGUUUAAUUUAGUAAUUGAGCAGAAUAAUUAGGUAAAAUGCCAAGUUACAUUACUUUUAUUACAAGUACCUUCACUAUAAUAAAAAUGAUUUGCAGAGUGAUCUUGAAUUUUGCAACUAUACCCAUUGUAACAUCUUUCCACAUAAAAGUUUUUCCAAAAAGUUAUUGCUAGUAGCUUCAGCGAGUGCUUUUGAUGUUUAGUAAAGGAGAUAAUUUUCUAGGUGGCAAAAGCAUAGGAGGGUUGCUCUUAGUUGCUGAUUGGUGCAGAUGAAAAGGGUAAAAAAUGUUCAUGUGGUGCAUACAUUUGGGAAGUGACAUGAGAAGCAUUUAUUUAUUAAUCUUUAUGGCGAUAAUGAUUGCAUUCAACCCUCAAAUUCGUUUGGAUGCUGCUUUAUUUUAACCUGCUGUGCUCAUCUUACAUUUAUAAUUUGAACAAAUCAGCACUUUCUGCUUUAUUCUGUCACUUUUUAAUUGUCAUAAAUAUUUAUGUUCUAUC
Pomacea canaliculata is the source of this 2572-nucleotide messenger RNA. Its product is annotated as glia maturation factor gamma-like. The coding region runs from base 91 to 519 and encodes 142 amino acids. Gene Ontology annotation, biological process: actin filament debranching; negative regulation of Arp2/3 complex-mediated actin nucleation. Gene Ontology annotation, cellular component: actin cortical patch. NCBI's taxonomy places the organism in Eukaryota, Metazoa, Mollusca, Gastropoda, Architaenioglossa, Ampullariidae. The transcript is spliced from 6 exons. The record is from RefSeq and is a predicted model, not a curated record. Gene Ontology annotation, molecular function: Arp2/3 complex binding; actin binding.